AUGACUCAGGUAUUAGAUCUUAUGUCUGAUUAUCUUGAUCUAAGAGGUAUUAAACAUGAAAGACUUGAUGGAUCUGUUGGUCUACAAGAAAGGAAGGAACGCAUUGAUUCAUUUAAUCAAAAAAAUGAAGACGCCAUGGUCUUUAUGCUCUCCACCAGGCAAGUUAUAGCAGCAACUGCAGCAGCAGCAGCAGCAGCAGCAACAGCAGCAGCAGCAACAGCAACAGCAGCAACAGCAGCAGCAGCAGCAGCAGCAGUUGUCAUACAAACAGCUGGAGGCUUGGGGCUGAAUCUGCAAGCAGCAGACACUGUUAUCCUUUUUGAUUCGGACUUUAAUCCCCAUCAAGAUCUUCAGGCUAUGUGCAGAGCACACCGUGUUGGGCAAACUAAACAAGUCAACGGUGUAGAAGAAGUUAUCCUUCAAAGGGCGAAUAAAAAACUCUCAAUUGAUCAAAAGGUGAUUCAAGCAGGAAUGUUUGAUAAUAAAUCUAGCGAAGACACAAGAGAAGAAAAAUUACGUCUUUUGCUUCUUUUAGGAAAAAGUACAGGAACUAAUGCUAAGGCUACUACUCCUCUACAGCUGAAUCGUAUAUUAAGUAGAUCGGAAGAAGAAUUUGAAUGGUUUAAUAAAUAUGAUCAAGAAUUAUUUAAUGUAGAUUAUAAUGGUCUCCUUUUAUCAGCAGAUAAAAGUGUCUCCUUAGAGCAGCAGCAGCAAUUAUUAGAGAAUUCUUUUUAUACAGAGGAGGAGGAUCUACAACAGCAGCAGCAGCAGCAGCAGCAACAGCAGCAGCAGCAGCAGCAACAGCAGCAACAGGAGGAGAAAAUGAAUCAGGAGAAGGAACAAAUUGGAUGGUAA
This is a messenger RNA of Eimeria maxima, 855 nucleotides long. Its product is annotated as Brg1, related. The record is from RefSeq and is a predicted model, not a curated record. Gene Ontology annotation, molecular function: DNA binding; ATP-dependent activity, acting on DNA. Gene Ontology annotation, biological process: positive regulation of transcription by RNA polymerase II. Gene Ontology annotation, cellular component: nucleus. The coding region runs from base 1 to 855 and encodes 284 amino acids. Lineage: Eukaryota; Apicomplexa; Conoidasida; Eucoccidiorida; Eimeriidae. The transcript is spliced from 6 exons.